CAUUUCCCCGCCCCCUAUUUGUCCCAAAAUACAUAGGCGAACCUGUUGCUCCUCAGCUCAGCAGACACAGAUAGAUUAGACAGCAACACUCUGAGGGGGAAGCAUUCAGGAAACACACACACACACACCCACACACAUAUUAGUAGUAGUAGAUGCACCACUCCAACUGGAUCCCUCUGAAAGGUUAGUUUGAUCUUCCAUCAGCUCUCGCCUGCUCUGAGAACCUGAUCUGCCCGUGCAGUACGUAAUCUGUUUCGAGUGACACUGUGCAUGAGUUUUCCACAGCUUAUAAAUAACGACUGCUUCUGGCUUCCAGCAGAUGAGAGGAGGGCAUAAGAGAAUACACACUUUGGGAGAAGUCCUCCAUGGAGGUAGAUGGGAAAGUUGCCGCCAAGGGAUCCUCCUGCUGCAAGACGUCCGUUAAAACCAGUUUGCAUCUUUGAAAUAAGUGGACACUGGCAUGGAUCACAGCAGAUUCAUCUAAAGGAAGGAACUAGUAGACAAAGUUCUCAAGAGCUCUCUGUAAGGACGUCAAGCAGAGAAGGAACUAAGGAAGGUUUUGGUUACCGACCUCUGUCUAGGCCACUCCUUGGACUUGAAUCUCAGGGUUGGUGAGGGUCUCUAAAGAAGCCAUGGAUGCAUCCACAGAAGGAGUACUGGACGCGAUGGAAAGCGAGGCUCUGGUUGAGUUCCGAUCCACGUUGCAAGCCGCCAUAAGGGAGGUCCAUGUGGAUGUAAGUUGCUUCAAGCAGCGCAUCGAGCAGAGGAUCGGCGAGCUGAGCGUCUCCAACGGACCUUUGGUGGAGGCGGUGAACCGACUGCAGGAGGAGAACCAGCAGCUCCGGGCCAAGAUGGAGGGCCUCGGCCGCCUGGUGGAGGGCCUCACCGGGAUGCAGAUGGAGAGGAGGGCUGCCGAAGUGAACGAGAAGAACGUGGAGGAUAGUUUAAAGAAUGGACAAGAGGAAAGAGUGGGAAGAACCGAGUGCAGCCAGUCGAGUCAGUCCACCUACUCGGAGACGUCGGGGUCCAGCGGAGGGUCGAGCUCUGCUGCUGCUGCAACCAACCACCACCCAGCACCGCCUCCAUGGAGAGCAAAGAGACAUGCUGACACUAACGGCACUGAUGCAAAAGGAGAGACACAUGUUGCUGUCCAGGAAAAUGGGAACACAGAAAGCUCCUCAGUGGACUGUGAUGCCGCUGAAGCUGUGUCCCAGUCCCACCGGCCUCUCACCGCCUUCACUCAACACACCGCAGAGGCUUCUACAUUAAAUGACCCUCUUCAGUCCGCCGUGGAAACCCCCAACAUGCCUGGCCAAGAAGACUCAGGUCAGUUUUCCAAACCCCAUCACCCCCUCACUGCGAUGAUGAAGCCCAGCCCUGAAGCUCCGGCCGUCCCUCAGUCACCGGCCUCAGCGCCAAAAGAACCAAAGGAAAUCAAACCAGACGCCGAUGAACCCCUGCCCCAUCUUCCCGUCACCGCCAUGUUAACCAAAGAGGGUCUGAAAGCUGCCCAGUCUCCGGCAGCGGUGCCUAGAGCAGCCGCUCACUCUGCAGAGGCUCCAUCCGCUGCGUCUGUAGCAAAGGAGCUGAGGUCUGCGAUGUCCCAGGAUCAGUCGGGCUCUGUUUCCCAGGGUUUGGUUCAUCAUGCCGUCACCGCCACGACCAGAAUCAGCUCCGAGACUUCAUCCAGGCCUGAUUCCAGUCCUGCUGCAAUCCCAGAAUCCCCCACCAUGACGAGAGGCGAAUAUCCAUUCAAACGAGACGUCACAGAACCCAAACCACACCUGCCUCUUUCAGCCGUGAGCAAACCCAACACAGAGUCUUCUCCUGCUGUAUCACCUUCAUCACCUACUCUAUCACCUUCAUCACCUGCUGUAUCUUCUUCGUCACCUGCUGUAUCACCUUCAUCACCUGCUGUAUCCUCCUCAUCACUGGCUGUAUCCUCCUCAUCACAUGCUGUAUCUUCUUCAUCACCUGCUGUAUCAUCUUCAUCAUCGAGUCUCCCUGCAUCCCAGGAGUCCACCGUAAAGCCGGGGGAAUAUCCCUUUAAGAGAUUACCAGUUCUCAAGACGCCCAGUCCCAGUCUGAAGAGGAGUGUGAGCUUCCCUCAGCCUGCAGAGAAGUUACUUCCCUCCAAAUCAAUCAUCAAAUCUGGUUUCUCACCGAGUCUGGACAAGAAGGUGACUAAGGCCGCCGGCGUUGAGUUUAAACCGGAUUUAAUGAAAUCUCAAACGCUGCCUCGCUCCAACAGCGCUCAGGCCAAGAGGGCGAUGUUUGAGAGGAUGAACUCCGAGCCCACAAAACCGAAGGAUUCAAAGCCGAAGCUGAAGCGCUCUCAGAGUUUUGGCCCUUCGAGCGCCAGCGGGAUCAAACAGAUCCUGCUGGAGUGGUGCCGAUCCAAAACCAUCGGAUAUCAGAACAUCGAUAUCCAGAACUUCUCGUCCAGCUGGAGCGAUGGGAUGGCGUUCUGCGCUCUCGUGCACUCCUUCUUCCCGCUGGACUUUGACUACAACACGCUGGAACCAAAGAACCGCAAACAGAACCUGCAGCUGGCCUUCACCACCGCAGAGAAGCAGGCGGACUGUCUGCGUCUGAUCGAGGUGGACGACAUGCUGGUGAUGGGCGACAGGCCGGACCCCAUGUGUGUGUUCACUUACGUCCAGUCUCUGUACAACCACCUGAAGACGUUUGAGUAACUCUGUAUCAGAGGACCUUAUAUUUACCACCGUGUGUCAUGAACACUUUGAAUAAGCUAACAGGAAGCCACUGCUGUUUGAACCACAUGAGCACUUAAUGGAUGUAGUGUUUGGUCGAGCAGUUUCUCCUUCAGUAUUUACACUCAUUCACUUUCUUAUCGCUUGUAUUCUCAAAUGCUGUCACCAAAAAAGGUGAGUGAGGGAUACUCGAGUAAAGAUCUUUUGUUUUCUUGCAAUAUUUCUUCAAGAGGUGGGGAGUAGCCUAAGCGUAGUCGGCAUGAUUUAAAGUAUUUCCUUUUUUAGGUAUUUUUAUUUUUGGGUAUUUUUAAAUGUGCAGAGCAAAGACAAAUGAGGUGUCCUUCUGUGAACGACAGAAGAGAGAGACGGCCGAGAGGAAUAACAGAAACAGAAUUGGCCAGUGUUGUGUAUUAUGGUAUGUGUGGGUAAUGCUGGGAAACAUGUAUGUGUUUAUGCAAUAAUGAGAUUCUAACUUAUCUGAUUUUAAAAACCAAGAAGAAGAGGAAGAGGUUGGUGCUGCAACCAGGCUGUUUAUUCAUAAUGAGUAUGCAGGGCUGUUGAAGAACCCAUAAUAAAAACCUUGAUGGAUUUUGUACAUAGCUGGUAGAUCGUGUUGGCAAAUAAAAGCUUCUGAAAGUUGUAUGUUUUAACUGUGUAAGAAAUAGAUUGUUAAAUAAACAAAGCUUCUAGUUUAUAUCAGA
This is a messenger RNA of Eleginops maclovinus (Patagonian blennie), 3415 nucleotides long. Its product is annotated as smoothelin-like protein 2. NCBI's taxonomy places the organism in Eukaryota, Metazoa, Chordata, Actinopteri, Perciformes, Eleginopidae. Bases 633 to 2696 code for a protein of 687 amino acids. Gene Ontology annotation, cellular component: filamentous actin; microtubule organizing center. Gene Ontology annotation, molecular function: protein binding. The transcript is spliced from 12 exons. Gene Ontology annotation, biological process: actin cytoskeleton organization. The record is from RefSeq and is a predicted model, not a curated record.